CGCCAUCUCUGCCCGAGCCUCUUUCUCUCUCGUGAUCUCCGCCGGACAAGAACCACCAACAUGGGCAAGGCUCUGGACCCUAUCAGCUUCCUGAAGGACUUUCUGGCCGGAGGCAUCGCCGCCGCCAUCUCCAAGACGGCCGUGGCGCCCAUAGAGCGCGUCAAGCUGCUCCUACAGGUCCAGGCCGCCUCCAAACAGAUCAGCGCCGAGAAUGCCUACAAGGGCAUGGUAGACUGUUUUGUGCGUAUCCCUAAAGAACAGGGAGUGCUUGCCUACUGGCGCGGUAACCUUGCCAACGUUAUUCGUUAUUUCCCCACUCAGGCCCUCAACUUUGCUUUCAAGGACAAAUACAAACAGAUUUUCCUUGGCGGUGUUGACAAGAAGAAGCAGUUCUGGAGGUUCUUCCUCGGUAAUCUUGCCUCUGGUGGUGCUGCCGGUGCCACCUCCCUCUGCUUUGUCUACCCUCUUGACUUCGCGCGAACCAGGUUGGCUGCCGACAUUGGCAAGGGCCCUGAACAGCGUGAAUUCAAGGGGUUGGGCGACUGCCUCGUGAAGAUCUUCAAAGCAGAUGGCCUCAUUGGUCUUUACAGAGGGUUCGGCGUAUCGGUACAAGGCAUCAUUAUUUACCGUGCUGCCUUCUUCGGCUUCUACGACACCGCUAAGGGCAUGCUUCCGGAGAAGAGUGGUGGCAUUUUCAUCUCUUGGGUGAUUGCUCAGACUGUAACUACGAUCUCUGGCAUUAUUUCGUAUCCAUUUGACACCGUGCGUAGGCGCAUGAUGAUGCAGUCUGGCCGCAAAGGAGGCGAUAUCAUGUACAAGAACACAAUCGAUUGCUGGAAGAAGAUUGCAAAGAAUGAAGGGUCUGCUGCCUUCUUCAAGGGUGCAUUCUCAAACGUCCUUCGUGGUACAGGUGGUGCCCUCGUGCUGGUGAUGUACGACGAGAUCCAGCUGCUGCUCUUCGGUACAAAGUCUGGCGGUGGAGAGUAAAAAUUUCAUCUAUUAUACCAAAUUGUCGAUCUGCUCGAGCAAGCAACAGCCGGGAGGGAUGGGCAGGCAGGUGUUGCGGACGGGUCGUGGGCCAAGCAUGUACAAAUCACUGUCAAGGCCCGUUACCUAUCCUCAUAUCAUAGUUCCAUGAACUGUACUUGCCUGUCCAGGAAAGAAAAGAUCUAAAAGAGGCCCUUGUUCAUAUUUCAUUUUUUAAAAGCCCCUUGAAUGGGGGGUUUUGGAAUAUAGUUUGUACAGAAUCACUUAUCAAUGCAUAAGCCCCAUCGUCAUAACUUUUCAAUGGCAAAACCAUUCCUGUAAUAAAUUAUCAUAAGUUAAAUAAAAAUUGUAAAUUUA
Procambarus clarkii (red swamp crayfish) is the source of this 1344-nucleotide messenger RNA. RefSeq names its product stress-sensitive B (gene sesB). Gene Ontology annotation, molecular function: ATP:ADP antiporter activity. The record is from RefSeq and is a predicted model, not a curated record. NCBI's taxonomy places the organism in Eukaryota, Metazoa, Arthropoda, Malacostraca, Decapoda, Cambaridae. Gene Ontology annotation, cellular component: mitochondrial inner membrane. Gene Ontology annotation, biological process: mitochondrial ATP transmembrane transport; mitochondrial ADP transmembrane transport; negative regulation of mitochondrial outer membrane permeabilization involved in apoptotic signaling pathway.